Molecule: messenger RNA, 1669 nt
Organism: Miniopterus natalensis
Lineage: Eukaryota; Metazoa; Chordata; Mammalia; Chiroptera; Miniopteridae
Gene: EDNRB
Product: endothelin receptor type B
Biological process (GO): regulation of blood pressure; endothelin receptor signaling pathway; developmental pigmentation
Cellular component (GO): plasma membrane
Molecular function (GO): endothelin receptor activity
Source: RefSeq, a predicted model, not a curated record
CCACCGGGCGGCUUUCCACGGGCGCGCAAACUUGAGUUACUUUUGCGCGCGGAUAGCAGGGGCGCGGCUGCGCCCCGAGCUAGCGGUUUGCAGAGGCGCGGCUGAGGUGGCUGACCCAGGCGUCCUGUCUUCCUCCCUCUGCUGAUCUCCAGACUCUGAAAGCUGCGGAGCGGCCACGCGACGCCCCCGCCGAGCAGGUAGCACUAUGCAGCCGCCGCCAAGCCUGUGCGGACACGCCCUGGUGGCCCUGAUCCUUGCCAGUGGUGUGGCGGGGGUCAAGGGACAAGAGAGGGGAUCCCCACUGACUGGGGCCACUCCGCCACUUCUGGGGACCGGAGAGAUAAUGACGCCCCCUCCUAAGACCUCCUGGCCCGCCAGGUCCAACGCCAGCUCGCCGUGGUCGUCCGCGCCUCCGAAGACGCGUAAGGCAGGGAAUCCCGCUGGAGCCCCGCCUCACGCCCUCUCCCCUCCCCUGUGCGAAGGAUCCAUCGAAAUCAAAGAGACUUUCAAGUACAUCAACACCGUGGUGUCCUGCCUGGUGUUCGUGCUGGGCAUCAUCGGAAACUCCACACUGCUGAGAAUUAUUUACAAGAACAAGUGCAUGCGAAAUGGCCCUAAUAUCCUGAUAGCCAGCCUGGCUCUGGGAGACCUGCUGCAUAUCAUCAUUGACAUCCCCAUCAAUGUCUACAAGCUACUCGCCAAGGACUGGCCCUUCGGAGUUGAGAUGUGUAAGCUGGUGCCCUUCAUACAGAAGGCCUCCGUGGGAAUCACGGUGCUGAGCCUGUGUGCUCUAAGUAUUGACAGAUAUCGAGCCGUUGCAUCUUGGAGUCGAAUUAAAGGAAUUGGGGUUCCAAAAUGGACAGCAGUAGAAAUUGUUUUAAUUUGGGUGGUCUCUGUGGUUCUGGCUAUCCCCGAAGCUGUGGGUUUUGAAAUGAUUACCACUGACUACAAAGGGAGUUAUCUGCGAAUCUGCUUGCUUCAUCCCACUCAGAAAACAGCCUUCAUGCAGUUUUACAAGACAGCUAAAGACUGGUGGCUAUUUAGUUUCUAUUUCUGCUUGCCAUUGGCCAUCACUGCAUUUUUUUAUACCUUGAUGACCUGUGAAAUGUUGAGAAAGAAAAGCGGCAUGCAAAUUGUUUUAAAUGAUCACUUAAAGCAGAGACGGGAAGUGGCCAAAACGGUGUUUUGCCUGGUCCUUGUCUUUGCCCUGUGCUGGCUGCCCCUUCACCUCAGCAGGAUUUUGAAGCUCACUCUUUAUGACCAGAAUGAUCCUAAUAGAUGUGAACUUUUGAGCUUUCUGUUGGUAUUGGACUACAUCGGCAUCAACAUGGCCUCCCUGAAUUCCUGCAUUAAUCCCAUAGCUCUGUAUUUGGUGAGCAAAAGAUUCAAAAACUGCUUUAAGUCAUGUUUAUGCUGCUGGUGCCAGUCAUUUGAAGAAAAACAGUCCCUGGAAGAAAAGCAGUCCUGCCUAAAGUCCAAAGCUAACGAUCAGGGAUAUGACAACUUCCGUUCUAGUAAUAAAUACAGCUCAUCUUAAAAGAAGGAAUAUUCACUUAACUUCAUUUUCCUCAUUUUAAACAGAAGUCAUUAAAACAAUGAGGCAUUUGCCAAAACAAAACAAACUGUGGGCUUGCACAAAGCAAUGUAAAAAUUUAAGAGUGAUUAUUUU